This is a messenger RNA of Vigna radiata var. radiata (mung bean), 1663 nucleotides long. RefSeq lists its product as uncharacterized. The transcript has 6 exons. Lineage: Eukaryota; Viridiplantae; Streptophyta; Magnoliopsida; Fabales; Fabaceae. The record is from RefSeq and is a predicted model, not a curated record. Bases 423 to 953 code for a protein of 176 amino acids.
UGUCUAGUUUGUGAUCUGUUAUUGCAGGAGUAUAGGUUGCGAUGAUGGAUAAUUGAUUUCCACAGUGUUAGAUAGGUAUUAGGUUCUGUGAAUUAUUUUCAAGGAAUUUAGGGUUGCAUUAUCUGCGCAUUGCCCAGUAUCUUUAUAGUUUGAGGGUGAUGCUCGCUCCACCACCCCCAAUGCUAUCUCCACCUCUUUCAGAUUUUCUUAUAUAUGUGUGUGUUCUGUUUCUCUAACGAGGGAUAAUUUUAUAAUGCAUGAUAAGCCAAAAACUAGACGUGAGAUAAUGGGGAUAAUCUUUGGUGACCAAUUUCUUGUUCUGUCUUUAGAAUUCUUUGUUCCAAAUUAAAACACUUGUACAGGAAACUGGGAGUUUUUUUCUUCCAGAAAUUAUAAGAAUAUAUGAUUCAAAAGCUUGGGAUAUGUAUAAGACUUAUGGAACAGCGAUGGCUGGUCUAAAGGCAAUUGGCUAUGACUUUGAGUUUGAUGAGUAUAAUAGUUUUGUUCAUGGGAGAUUGCCAUAUAAUGUGCUGUUGAAACCAGACCCUGUUCUCAGGGGAAUUCUGCAAAGCUUGCCUAUUAGGAAGAUUAUAUUUACAAAUGCAGAUUCGAACCAUGCAAUUAGUGCGCUUAAAAUCCUUGGAUUGGAUGACUGCUUUGAAAGAAUCAUAAGCUUUGACACUCUGAAUCCCUCCAACAACACCAAUCCUUCUGAAUCUAAACCUACCACCGAGGAAGUUUUGAACAUCUGUGAGCAUUUGCGCCGGCAUGACUCUGAUAUGGUGCUUCCACGCACCCCCGUUGUCUGCAAACCCUUUGAUAUUGCAUAUGCUGGAAAUUCUGUGAUUGAUAGCCUCGCCAUAACUGAUGGAAUCAACAUUAAAGUAUUCAGUGCCUACCGUCAAAUUUUCGGAGCUGUUAUUACUAUUCUUGCUCUUGUUUUUUGUUUUUAAGAGGUGAAUUAAACACCAUUAUAGUUUAUGCAUAUUUGGAUAAUCAAUGUUUUUUACUUUUUUUUUUUUAUAAUCAAAGCAGAGAGAACAGACCAAACUUGACAUGGAGGAUGCUCGUGAUGACAUUUCUUUCCGGAUUAUUUGGGUAUGCUUGAUGUAAACUAUUUUAUCUUCAUCUCUUUGUCCUUAUUAUUAAAUUAAUUUGUACAAUAACUUGAAUUCAAAUAAUGUUUGUUGAUGAUAUAAAUGAACAAAAGUUUAUUCCAAAAUCUUUUUUUCACCCCGAUAGGGUUGGUAUCAGCAACAUAUGCUAACGUUGUAUUCAACAUGGUUCCUGCAGUCACUUUCAUCCUCUCCUUCUUGUGUCGAUACAUAGUCAUCACUCACCCGUUUUGAUACUCAUGUGUUAUUUUGCGUUUUGUGGGAGAGAGAAUUCAGAAAUAUUGUAGUGAUUUUUGAUUUUUUUUUAGCUACGAAAAGUUUGCGAACAGUAGCAGGGAAAGCUAAGGUAAUGAGAAUGAUAAUUGGAGUUAGCGAGUCAAUGAUAUUGUCAUUCUUCAAAGGAAUAGAAAUAAAAAUUUGGAAGAAUAUGCACAUUAAUCUUAUGCAUAAAACAGACCACAAUCAGACAAGAACAUCUGAUAGAAAAGAGUGGAUAGGUCUUUUAAGUGGUCUUGGAUGUUGCUUGAGUUUUUCAGUAUAGCUCAUCA